GCGCGUCUAUUAGGAGGCGCGUGGUAGUGAUGGCGGCGCUCAGAGAGGCUUUCCUGUCACUGGAUACUACUACUCCCAGCCCGCCUCAGAGCCGCCCGAGCCAGCCCUCCGGUCUUUAGUUUACGAGUGGCAAUUUGACUUGCUCUGCUGCAUGUCUGGAGGGGCCGAGGGAAGAGUGGAGACGCCCCGGGGAUUCAGGGAUCGCUGCUUGGAAAGCCAGCCAGCCAAACAAAUAAACAAAACCCACCCACCCUAAAAACAUGAGGCUGCUGGAGAGGGCGAGGAAAGAAUGGUUCAUGGUCGGGAUAGUGGUGGCGAUCGGCGCCGCUAAGCUGGAGCCGUCGGUCGGAGUGAACGGGGGACCGCUGAAGCCAGAGAUAACUGUGUCCUACAUUGCCGUCGCCACGAUAUUCUUUAACAGUGGACUGUCGUUAAAAACAGAGGAGCUGACCAGUGCUUUGGUGCAUUUGAAACUGCAUCUUUUCAUCCAGAUCUUCACACUUGCCUUCUUCCCAGCAACAAUAUGGCUCUUUCUUCAGCUCUUAUCAGUCACAUCCAUCAAUGAAUGGCUUUUAAAAGGUUUGCAGACAGUAGGUUGCAUGCCUCCCCCUGUGUCCUCCGCUGUGAUUUUAACCAAGGCAGUUGGUGGAAAUGAGGCAGCUGCGAUAUUUAAUUCAGCAUUUGGGAGUUUUCUGGGCAUCGUUGUAACACCGCUGCUAUUGCUGCUUUUUCUCGGCUCAUCCUCCUCUGUGCCUUUUACAUCCAUUUUCUCUCAGCUGUUUAUGACAGUCGUGGUGCCUCUCAUCAUUGGACAGAUCAUCCGCAGAUACAUCAAGGACUGGCUCGAAAGAAAGAAACCCCCGUUCAGUGCCGUCAGCAGCAGUGUGCUCCUCAUGAUCAUCUACACCACCUUCUGUGACACGUUCUCCAACCCACACAUCGACCUGGAUAAGUUCAGUCUGGUCCUCAUACUGUUUAUAAUAGUCUCCGUUCAACUGAGUUUCAUGCUUUUGACCUUCAUCUUUUCAACACGGAAUAACUCCGGUUUCACACCAGCAGACACAGUGGCUAUCAUCUUCUGCUCCACACACAAGUCCCUCACGUUGGGAAUUCCAAUGCUGAAGAUAGUGUUUGCAGGCCACGAGCAUCUCUCGUUAAUAUCUGUGCCCUUGCUCAUCUACCACCCAGCUCAGAUCCUUCUGGGAAGUGUGUUAGUGCCAACAAUAAAGUCUUGGAUGGUGUCAAGGCAGAAGGGAGUGAGGCUGACAAGGCCAACAGUAUGACAGCAGAGGCGCCUUCCUGAAGCCGUGUGUAUAUGUACAGGGCUGUACAUGCAGGCCGUUCCAAACACUUGUCCUUGUGAAUGAAUGUUGCUUUGAUGUCUAUUUUAUUUUUUUACAGAAAAAAAUAUGAUAUACCUGUUUAAGUGCCUUAAAAUGUUUUUGACAAGAUCGUUGUAUCCAAAACAUACUCUGCUGGUAACUAUCAAGGAUGGACAGUAUUUUGGACUUAAUUUUUUUUCCUUAAUGCAGAAAAAAAGUUGUAGUAAGGAACAAAAAGCUAACAGGUUUUCUUUGUACUGCCUUUCGUGCACAACAGCUCUGUAAUAGUUACUGUAACAUUUGAAAUGAGGUCACACCAUCCAGAAACCAUCCCCCGGUGACAGGGAAAGAUUCCAAAGUCUCCUCGCGCUCUUUGAUUCAUGCCGUGUGCUUCUUUGUUUCUGUGGCUGUGACGUGCUCUUCCUUAUCAACUCAGGAGGGGUCAGAGAUCCACAAGAUGCUGAGAAGCACAAGGUACCUCAUCCCUUGACAUCAUCUUCUCUAGACAUCCCUUCAAUCAGUCCAUGCACACCCCAGAAACUCUUGAGUCCCAUCACAAGAGUGUAGGGGAAUAGCUUACAUUUAUUAUGAGCUACUUCAAAGGAAGGCCUGAUGUGAGUACUGAGGUGGCUAAGAUUUUUUCAUUCCUCUUUCAGUAUACUCUCCCUCUUUCUUUCAUACUUCCUUUGUUUCCCAUUUCACUUACACACUCACAAACAGCCCAGUGCAACACAGAAAACCAUCAGUCAUUUGGAGAGUAGCAACAGUUAACAGUGGGUUAUGUUCACAUUCCACAGCUAGGACCAAGCAUCUUUCCUGUUACACAGUUCCAAAUUGCUCCUGUUGGCAAGAUGUAGCCUGUUACACACUUUAAUUAAACACUUGAGUCAUUUCAAACAAUCUAUGGAUGAGAACAUCCAUCACUCAUUUGACAAAUGUUUGCAACAUCUCUUAAGAAAUCAAAUUAUAUUGCCCUUAGGAGUCAAAGAAAACAUAAGGUCAUGGACGUGAGCAAAUGUUACAUGUCUACACUGCCUAGUCAGGAGGAGAGAGGGGCCAGCACUGAAGGCGCAAGACCAUCCAGUAAGCAAGCUGUCAGACAGAACUCAUCCUGGAACUGGGCAUCAGCUUUCAAAGGAGUAUCUGAUACUGCCUUCAGUGGUCAGAAGAACUUCAGCUGACCCCAGCAGAAAAUAAAACAAUACUAAAUGGCCAGAACAUUUAGUACAUUGAGACAGUUGCCUCAUAACAAUCUUUCUUGUAUAUCUGUAAUACUUACUUAAUACUUUCUUGAUUUAACAGGCAAACUGGCUUCAUGGGUCUCUCCAAGGCCCUGCUGUCUCCUCAGCUGCUGCCUUUCUUGUUGGUAGUGGUGGCUGUAGUGCCACGAGGAAACAAUCAUUCCUUCAGAAAUCAUCGGGCUUGCUGGUGGUGCUAGUUUCCAUCAUUGUUAGCAUAGUUAGUGCCAGUGUUGCGGUGUUAGCAUCUGACCUUUCGGUUGGAUGUCUCAGGCCCUCAUAACUCACCAGGGCUCUAUGGCUAGCGCCAGGCCUUGCAAAGAUCCGUGCUGAACAAGCUGUGGGGACACUCCUGGGAGAAGGUGGUGAUGACUCCACUGGGAAGGGUGACACUUCCAUGCAGCAGAAAGGUUUUCAAGUUUUGUCCCUAGACACUUCCUGAACUUUAGAGGAAGUGGAAGCUGUCUGUCUGUCUGCCAGAACUGUAGUCUAAACCGCCCAUGUCAUGUCAACACUGGUCUCCUUCAACGCCUCUACCUCUCUAACCCUGCAGUGGCCGUGGCUGUGGGAUAAGAUUCAACUGAAAAUGCUAUGAGGAUAUUGUAUCUUUUGCUUUAAAAAUGUGUUUUGUUUCCAAUAAUCUGACUUACAUCAUCACUCUUGGUGGCUUUAGUAACAUGUCUGUGGCUACUUCUCUUUUUACACAAAUGGGAUAGCGUGUUUUUCCAUGGUGAGCAAAAAACAGAAUCAAAAUUUAUUUUAAUUCAUGCACAUUAGUAUCUAAUUAGCAGCUUAAAAUAUUUUCCUAUGUUUAUGCACUGUCAAUUCUGUUUUAUACAUUUGUUUGUCCAAAUGUAUUUAUAAAAGAAAUACAUUAGCUUAUAUUUAUGGUUACUCAUUUUUCCACCUUGGAUUUGUUUUUUUAACAGCUGAAAUUUUAAAGAAUGGUAAUGUAGUCUUUAUACAUGUUCCAAGUUUCAAGAUUUUUUUGGAUUUUUUUAAUUCUUCCCUAUUCUGUUUUUAACUGACACACCUCUGGUUGACGCUCAGUGUUUAUGCUAAAUACCAAAUUUUUUCAAAGAGAUGGCUAAGUAAUGAAGUGGGGGUUAUUUAUAAUAAAUGGAAAAUAAAAAAUAAUUCUAUGAUUAAACAAA
Phodopus roborovskii (desert hamster) is the source of this 3714-nucleotide messenger RNA. It is a transcript of the gene Slc10a7, whose product is annotated as solute carrier family 10 member 7. The transcript is spliced from 12 exons. Gene Ontology annotation, cellular component: plasma membrane. Lineage: Eukaryota; Metazoa; Chordata; Mammalia; Rodentia; Cricetidae. The record is from RefSeq and is a predicted model, not a curated record. Bases 261 to 1283 code for a protein of 340 amino acids.